CCACACCCUGGCAGGGCGUGUUAUAAAGGAACAGCCCUGCACAUGUUAUCGCCAGUAACGAACUGAAACCCAAAACAUGACCAUGAAGGAGUCUCAGCACGGCAGCUUUGACAAUCCAGUCUUUGAACCUGAAGAUGUCUUUCAAGGUUCAAACAUUCAAAAGGACGGCAGUCUUGAUGGGAAGCCUGACAAGGAGGGAAACAUCCAGGGGGUACCCGAGGAGUCACUGGAACAUAACCCCAAAGUAGCGCGGAUAAUCCUCAAGAACAUCAUCAUCAUCUCUAUCGCCUUCACCUUCCUCUUCACCGCAUACAACUCCAUGGCCAACCUGCAGUCUUCCAUCAACCAGACGGUCGGCACGGUGUCCCUGACCACAAUAUACGCGGCGCUCGUAGUGUCCUGCUGCUUCCUGCCAUCACUGCUCAUUAAGAUACUCAAGACUAAGUACACGAUGGCAAUCUGCAUGCUGGGUUACUCUUCAUACAUCGCCGCUCAGUUCUACCCGACACUGGCCACAAUGGUGCCCACAGCCAUCUUGGUGGGGCUCGGCGCCGCUCCGAUGUGGUCAGCGAAGUGUUCUUAUCUCACCCAGGUGGGGACCAAGUACGCGGAGCUGACGGGACAGGACAAAGAAGUGGUUAUUACUCGAUACUUUGGUAUUUUCUUCCUCUUCUUCCAGUCGACUCAGGUGUGGGGCAACCUCAUCUCCUCCACAGUGUUGUCAGUGGAUACGGGCGAGUUAAACAAAACGGACGAACAGCUGGAGAAAUGUGGAUACAAUUUCUGUCUCUUUAAGCAAAAUGAUACUAACAGCGAUGACGGCAUUCCCAACUGGCAGAGAUACACCAUGGCAAGCAUCUACCUAGUCUGUGCACUUUUGUCCUCAGUCAUCAUCGUACUGUUCGUCGAUCCUCUCAGAAGGUUCGUGGGGAAGGAGAAGGAGACAGCUGCUACAGAGGGCAAGUCGGAGAUCCAGCUUCUGAUCGCCACCUUCAACCACAUGCGUCACCCAUACCAGCUGCUCAUCAUCCCCCUCACCAUCUGGUCGGGCGUGGAACAAGGCUUCUUCCAGUCUGAUUACACAGCCGCUUACGUGUCGUGUGGCCUCGGUGUGCACAUGGUGGGGUACGUGAUGAUCUGCUAUGGGGUGUGUGACGCCCUCUGCUCCGUCUCCUUCAGCCCGCUGGUCAAACUGGUGGGUCGCGUGCCCGUCUUCACCAUGGGGGCAGUGAUCAACUUCGGGGUCAUCAUUACUCUCAUAUACUGGCGGCCUCACCCUGACGACACGGCCAUAUUCUUCGUGCUGGCCGGGCUGUGGGGUGUGUCGGAUGCUGUCUGGCAGACGCAAAUUAAUGCGUUCUACGGUGUGAUCUUCCCUGGCAAGGCCGAGGCUGCCUUCAGCAACUACCGCCUUUGGGAGUCCGUCGGGUUCAUCAUCACCUUUGCCUGCAGCACCACCCUCUGUAUCUACUCCAAGAUCGUCAUUGUGUUGGCGUUCCUCAGUGUCGGCAUCGUCGGUUACUUCAGCAUAGAGAUUAUCGAUAGGUUUGUGGGCAUCAAGAAGGAUAGUGACGGAGAGGCUGUCCCCAUCGAUAAGCUCGUCACAGGAAAAUAUUAAAUUCUCUCCCUUUUGUAACCAAUAAUCUCAGCCUGGCAGCUCAGAUAAUUGGAGGUAGUGGAUAUAAACUGUGCACUUAACGAAGGUAAUGCCCACUAAGUCAGUAUCAUCUCAUGACAUGCUGUAUCUUUUAGGAGUGUUGUAUUUCUAAACCUCAACGAAUCAAAAUUUUGAGCUUUUUAUAAGUUUUGGAGCAAAGGAACCAGAAACUAAAUGGAUGAAAAAAUGAAAGGGGUACUACAAGUGCACUUACGAAGCAUUUUCUUCGCCGAAAGCCUCUUUCGUUGAGCAGAGUGUGAACUGUACUCACUGCGUGAAGACGUUUUCAUUGAUACGUGCCGUAAAGUAUUGAUAUCCAGGAAUGACUAAAUUAUUUAUGGUGAAUACAAUUUUUUUUUUUCAAAUGAUUUUCAGAAUCAAUAAGUUAAGACAAAAUAUGGAUAAUGUUAACAAAUUUACAUCGUUUCAUAGACUCGUACUAGGAAUUAUACGGACCCUGAAAAGAUUUUAUUAUUAUAUACUUAUGUGCGCAAUUCAAGAGAUUUUCUACAUCAGUUUGCCUUUUCUGUGGCCCUGGGAAAUGGAGAUCAUGUUCACUGAAAUGGGUAGGACAAGCCCACCAAAACCCGAUAUUUCCUUUGCUGCUCACCAAAAACUACAUCAAGAUAGUACUGCCUAUCGAAACUACCAUUUCGUAUAAUCAGUUCUUUGAACAGUGCAGCGAAAGUUGCCCUGCAUGAGUUUGCUUUACGAGCAAAAUCUUGCCCGCAUAACGCUCCAUUAAUGGUUACGGGCCGUCAUUAGAUACCGCUAAAUCUGUUAAAAAUUCAGCGGUUUAGCAUAUCAAAGUUAAUAUAUGAGUUGACGUUUUAACGGUUAUCCAGGCUAACUUUUUGUUAGAUGAGUCCACUAAUAUAUAUAUAUAUAUAUAUAUAUAUAUAUAUAUAUAUAUAUAUAUAUAUAUAUAUAUAUAUAUAUAUAUAUAUAUAUAUAUAUAUAUAUAUAUAUAUAUAUAUAUAUAUAUAUAUAUAUAUAUAUAUAUAUAUAUAUAUAUAUAUAUAUGUAUAUACACACGAGAGAGAGAGAGAGAGAGAGAGAGAGAGAGAGAGAGAGAGAGAGAGAGAGAGAGAGAGAAGGCGGAUGGGGACUCACAGGUAGCAGUUUUCGACUCCCGAGAUUCCAUGUCUCGUAUUAUAAGCUAGUAUGAAGCAAUGCUUCCACAACAGAUGCCUAUUCAUUACUGUCUAACAUUAUGUUUUGCUGUCUGUGAUGCAGAAACAUACUCUGAGUCACGGGCAGGGUGCUAGAAGGACGGCAAGCUCAGAUGUCCGUCUUGAAUACUCGGUGGGAAGUUGCAGUUUCCUUAAAGAGGACCGUGUGGAUGAUGCGUGCCACAGUGGAGAUUGUUCACUUGGGUAAAGACGUCUCUCUGAGGAGUGAGUUUAGUCCUCGACAGUCAGUGCGAAGUCUGUUGAUAAUACUUAUCUUUAAAUAACUUUGAAGAACACAACCAAUUUUGACUUUUGAGAAUAUUGCUGACGCUGAACUCUCCAAAUAUAGCCUGUUGUUCCCAGACCAAUUGUAUUGUACUAUUAUCGUAACUUCAAUAAGUUGUUAAUUUUUGUGCAUCUACAGAUACAGUAAACAGUACUACGUAUUGUUACUUAGCAUUUCGUUCCUUGUAGAAAAUAUGAUGAUAAUGAUAAUGACGAUGACGAUGAUGAUGAUGACGAUGAUAAUUGUGCCAAUCCAACACUUCAUUAAAAACCUAUAUUUUAUAUAUUUUGUACAUUAUUCUAUCUCUACAGCUACCAUUAAAAUUUACAUUUCAGA
This is a messenger RNA of Scylla paramamosain (green mud crab), 3451 nucleotides long. RefSeq names its product UNC93-like protein. Gene Ontology annotation, molecular function: potassium channel regulator activity. Gene Ontology annotation, cellular component: striated muscle dense body; plasma membrane. Bases 77 to 1618 code for a protein of 513 amino acids. Gene Ontology annotation, biological process: regulation of muscle contraction; regulation of potassium ion transport. The record is from RefSeq and is a predicted model, not a curated record. The transcript is spliced from 9 exons. NCBI's taxonomy places the organism in Eukaryota, Metazoa, Arthropoda, Malacostraca, Decapoda, Portunidae.